UAGUGAAGCCUACAGCUAGCUAACAGACCCAAAUCCGACAGCAAUCUUUAUUAUUGCGCUGCGACAGAAUGAAUUCUUGCUUUGGCGUUAGUCUUCGGUCCGAUUACUGCCGAAACAUUGCUGCAGCCUAGCGCCUUCUCGGGGCAAGAGCGCAAGGUGAAAAUAGUUUUCAGUACAUGUCCGUACCGUGGACUGUUUCAUAUUGGCUGCUAGGCGCGCUAGCAUAGCUCUACCUGCAGGGUGCGAGGAAGGACGACUACAACACACAGGCGGAGGCUCUAGACAGAUUCCAAGCCGCUGCUGCGUACAGCACUCAACAGCGAUGGCUAACAACUUCAGUGCGAACCAGUAUGAAAAUGCGUUCCGCUCCACACGACUGCAGCAGUGGACUGUGCCACAAGUGUACAGAGAGCACCCUGUAGCACGUGCCGGCACUACUCAGGUGAUCACCAAUGAUCGCGGCCACAUCAUUGACGAGAAGAAGCGCUCUGACAAGCCGGCGUUUGGCGACUUCCGCGGCACCUGGUCAAUGACCAAGGAGGACAUGGUGAAAACACAGCCAACCCUGAUGCGACCGUUGCCCACUGAUGUAACGUACCGAACGAACAAGCCAGUAUUUCAAUGAUCCAAGGGAGCAUGGGAACUUUCAAACGUUGCGGCAUCCAAGUAGCUUUGCAAGUAGCUUUGCUCCCAAUUGGAGCACAACAAUAUAGCUGCACUUACUUCAUCGUUCAUUGAACCGUUUCACACAAUGUCUGUCAAUGAAGGGGAAGGGACUAGUGUGCAUAGCUCAGAGGAAAUCUGCUGAACACACACACAUACACACACACACACACACACACACACACACACGCACAGUCCUCGACUAGCCUGAGCAUUGCCAGUGACCACAUGUACCUCCUUAGUACCGUGAACAGUUGCAUUGUAGCCAAGUUUAGCUGCUCUAGAGUAGUGCGUGGCUCAGCCGCUGUACAUGCACAUGUGCUUCAGAGCACAGAACAUGGCUGCGUAUGCCGAUCAGUAUCAUGGCAGUAGCACUCCAUGCAUGCACACAACACCGUGCAAUGAUGAUGCAGAUGAAUACCA
Molecule: messenger RNA, 1086 nt
Organism: Sycon ciliatum
Lineage: Eukaryota; Metazoa; Porifera; Calcarea; Leucosolenida; Sycettidae
Product: protein Flattop homolog
Exons: 3
Coding region: 323-625 (100 amino acids)
Biological process (GO): cilium organization
Cellular component (GO): ciliary basal body
Source: RefSeq, a predicted model, not a curated record